AUGGAUUCUGAUCCUACACCAGGAGGCCCCUUUAAGCAGAUCAAGCUACACAACUGUUGCACUAUGCAGAGAGCCAAGCCCAGUCCCAUGAAGGCUGGAAGUGAUGGGGAAAGUAUCGGAAAUUGUCCCUUUUGCCAAUGCCUUUUUAUGAUACUCUGGCUUAAAGGAGUUAAAUUUAAUGCGACUAUUAUUGACAUGACCGGAAAAUCUGAAGAACUGAAGAACUUAGCCCCAGGUACCAAUCCUCCAUUCUUGGUAUAUAAUAAGGAGUUGAAAACAGACUUCAUUAAAAUUGAGGAAUUUCUAGAGCAGACACUGGCUCCUCCAAGAUAUCCUCACCUGAGUCCUAAGUACAAGGAAUCUUUUGAUAUGGGCUAUAAUCUCUUUGCCAAGUUUUCUGCAUAUAUUAAGAAUAUACAAAAGAAAGCAAAUAAAAAUUUUGAAAAAUCUCUGCUAAGAGAAUUUAAACAUCUGAAUGACAACUUAAAUAUUCCAAUUUUGGACAAAAUUGAUCAAGACAGUUUCUUGAAAACUUCUUGAACACACUUGAACACACAGUUUCUAGAAAACUUCUUAGAUGGAGAUCAACUAACACUGGCUGACUGCAGUUUGUUAUCCAAACUGAAUAUUAUUAAAGUUACUGCCAAGAAGUACUGUGACUUUGACAUUCCGGCAGAAUUCUCAGGAGUCUGGUGCUAUCUCCACAAUGCCUAUGCCCAUGAAGAAUUUGCCUACAUAUGUCCUGAAGACAAAGAAAUUGAAAAUAUGUAUGCAAGUGUGGCUAAACAGUAGAGACAAGACAACUCUUUCAGGAGAAAAAG
This is a messenger RNA of Peromyscus eremicus (cactus mouse), 821 nucleotides long. It is a transcript of the gene Clic2, whose product is annotated as chloride intracellular channel 2. NCBI's taxonomy places the organism in Eukaryota, Metazoa, Chordata, Mammalia, Rodentia, Cricetidae. The record is from RefSeq and is a predicted model, not a curated record. The transcript has 6 exons.